This is a messenger RNA of Saccoglossus kowalevskii, 841 nucleotides long. RefSeq names its product calcium-activated chloride channel regulator 3A-1-like. NCBI's taxonomy places the organism in Eukaryota, Metazoa, Hemichordata, Enteropneusta, Harrimaniidae. The record is from RefSeq and is a predicted model, not a curated record.
UUACACAGAGGGGAUAUAAGUUACGUGUUUUGUGUUGUUGCCGUAGACGAUGCCGGUAGCAAGUCACCAAGGUCCAACAUCGUGUCCGCAUCCAUGAAGCAUUUCAGUUACUUUGAGUUGCCGGUAUCUGUAGCAAUCGUUACUAUUAUUGUUGUAGCUGUGUUCCUGGUCGUUCUCAUAGUAUAUCUAAUUCGUAUCUGUUAUCGAAGAAGACUUCGGGAAGGCAGCGAUAAUCAGAACACAGAGGCGGCGAAAGGAAAUAAAAACGGUGACCGUGAGGGUGCGGGGAUGAGAGCAGAGAACAUAGAAACGGAGAAUUCACCAAGAAUUCCGAGUCACGUGGUUACACGUGAAGGGGGGGACAAGAGCAAUUUUGGUCUAGUGAAUGAGGUUACGACGGCAGACGAAGUUUCCAUUAGAUACCCAGCCAACAACGAUUUAGAAAAUAUUACAACUGGGUCCGUUGCAAACAUAGCGUCAAGGUUCCAGCAACUACAGUGUAGUAAUACCAACACGGGUGAAAGUCUUACGAAUGGUGCGCCACAUAAGCGGGUACUUCGUACUAACAGCCCGAUUGGACAGGUUAUGCAAAAUAGCGUGGUGUCCGAUCAAAAACUUGAGACUGGAACUCCACAAACUCAGACUGGAACUGAAGAGGUCCAAGUGACAUUCCGCGUUCAAAAUCUGACAGCGCGGUUUGAACAGAAGUCUUAGACCAUACUACUUCAAAAAAUAUGCUCAGUCUGUUUUUGAAAAUAUAAAUUUCCACAACAAUAAAACAUUGACGUCAUCUUCAAAAAGUUAAAAAAGUGAGUUUCAAAUAAAAUAUGUCUAAAACGAG